ACCGAAGACCGCAUCGACUGGACGCGCUCCUUCCACGGGCUCAGCGCAACCCCCUUCCCGAAAGAAUGCGCCGACAUCCUCCUCGCCCCGACGGACCCCGAAGAAGUCGAAAUCAAACCCGACGGCAUUCUCUACCUCCCUGAGAUCAAGUACCGACGGAUACUGAAUAAGGCGUUUGGACCCGGUGGAUGGGGUCUUGUGCCGAGGAGUGAGAGUAUUGUUACGCCGAAGAUGGUGACUAGGGAGUAUGCGCUUGUUUGUAAUGGAAGGUUGGUUUCAGUGGCUCGCGGCGAACAGGAUUACUUCUCCCCGGAUGGAAUCCCCACUGCUACAGAGGGAUGUCGGUCGAAUGCGUUGGUGCGGUGUUGUAAGGAUCUAGGCAUUGCGAGUGAGUUGUGGGAUCCCAGGUGGAUUCGCAAGUUCAAGGCGCAGUAUACCCGCGAGGCGUUUGUGGAGCAUGUGGUGAAUAAACGGAAGACGAAGAUUUGGGUCAGGAAGGAUGAUACUGUCGGGUAUCCGUGG
Aspergillus costaricaensis CBS 115574 is the source of this 522-nucleotide messenger RNA. RefSeq names its product putative mitochondrial genome maintenance protein Mgm101. Gene Ontology annotation, molecular function: single-stranded DNA binding. The record is from RefSeq and is a predicted model, not a curated record. The transcript has 2 exons. The annotation marks the transcript as partial. Lineage: Eukaryota; Fungi; Ascomycota; Eurotiomycetes; Eurotiales; Aspergillaceae. Gene Ontology annotation, biological process: interstrand cross-link repair; recombinational repair. Gene Ontology annotation, cellular component: mitochondrial nucleoid; mitochondrial chromosome.